UGGCUGGGGAAGCUGAAUGAGUCCAUAUAGAUGGGAGACGUAAAGCAGUUCCUCUAUGCCUGGUGUGGUAAGAGGAAGGUAACACCUCAGUAUGAGUUCAGUCAGAGCGGAGCAAAGCACAAACCAAGGUUCAAAUGUGAGGUACGCGUUGAGGGAUUUGACUAUAUAGGAGUCGGUAACUCUACCAACAAGAAGGAUGCCCAGGCCAACUCUGCCAAAGAUAUCACUCAACAUCUUGUUAGACAAGGCCUGAUACAACAGUCGGAGGUCCCAGAAAUGGGGCCAUCAGUAGCAGCUGGUGGAAGUCAAGAAGGUGGAGGGGCCAUGGGGAGAGGCACAGGGUUUAGUGGACUUCCUGGAGGUGUGAAUGCACCGCACCAGUCUCUAGGCCUAGGUGGGCCCAGCAUGCCCGAACAAAAAUUUGAUGGCCCUGAACGGGAUUUUCCUGCCUACGAGAGAGGACCACCACUCAGCUAUAUGGAAAGGAUUGCUGAGAAAAGGAAAUUAGAGGAGUCAGAAGAUGUUGACUUUAAUGCAGAUAUCCAUGGAAACUGGACUUUGGAAAAUGCUAAAAGUCGUUUGCACCAGUUUCUACAGGUAAACAAGAUUCAGACAGACUACAAGUACAGCAUGGUGGGACCAGAUCACAACAGGAGUUUUAUCGCUGAAAUGAAGUUCUAUGUCAACAAACUUGGUCAAGUUAUAUAUGCACAAGAGCACGGCUCCAACAAACAGGUGGCAUCUAAGUCAUGUGCCCUGUCCCUGGUACGCCAGCUCUAUCAUACUGGUGUCAUAGAGGCAUUUACAGGCCAGACAAAGAAAAAGGACACAGAGAAGUUGGAGCCCCAUGAAGUGGCCAUAGCACCUGAAUUAGAAGCUUCUAUGGACAAGGCUCUUGAAGACUGGAAUAUUUUUCCCAUCCCAAAGCCAACUGAUGGUAGUCAGCCUAGCUCCAUGCUCACACACACAAGUCUGGAAGAAUUUGAACCGGCCAGUCGUCGUAACACUGGCGGUGUAGUACCGUGGUCACCACCUCAGCCGAACUGGAAUCCGUGGACAAAUUGCAACAUUGAUGAGGGACCAUUAGCUACGGCAACAAUGGAUGAAAUCAGUCAAGACUUGUAUAACAACUUUGAAAAUCAGAAGUCAACAGACGAAAGCCUUCAUCAUAUGUUAGAUGAGAGGUCUAAAUUACCAGUGUGGAGUUCUCAUGAUCACAUUCUCCAGACCAUUCACGAAAAUCCAGUGACACUUAUAAGAGGCGAGACAGGAUGUGGUAAAACUACUCAGGUACCACAGAUAAUUCUGGACCAAAUGGUGGAACAAGGACGAGGGGCAGAGUGUAAUAUCAUUAUAACACAGCCACGAAGGAUCAGUGCUGUAUCUAUAGCUGAGAGAGUAGCCCAGGAGAGAUGUGAAGAUCUGGGGCUCAGUACAGGCUACAGUGUCAGAUUUGAGUCCAUUUUACCUCGUUCAUAUGGUGCCAUCCUCUACUGCACUGUAGGUACGUUGUUGAGGAGGCUGGAGAAUGGAAUGAGAGGAAUUUCUCAUGUCAUUGUGGAUGAAAUUCAUGAGCGUGAUAUAAAUACGGAUUUCCUGUUAGUAAUGCUGCGUGACAUGAAGAACACCUACCCCCAGCUGAGGGUGAUAUUGAUGUCUGCCACUGUAGAUACCACCCUAUUUACCGAGUACUUUGGACAGUGUAAAGUGGUGGAAGUGUAUGGUCGUACACACCCUGUACAAGAAUAUUACCUGGAGGACUGUAUUCAGAUGCUCAACUUCAUUCCGCCUCCAUCGGAUAAACGCAAGAAACGAGACAAGGAUGAGAUUCUGGAUGAUGGAGAACCAGAGGAGAACUGUAACUUGAAUGUUGGAUCGGAAUACUCUGAACAUACCAGGAGGGCCAUGGGGAUGCUAAACGAGAAGGAGAUGUCAUUCGAAUUGAUAGAAGCCCUGAUUAAGUACAUCAAGUCGUUGAAUAUACCAGGAGCAAUCCUCAUUUUUCUGCCAGGCUGGAAUCUUAUAUUUGCUCUUCACAAACACCUAGAGAUGCACCAUGAGUUUGGUGGACGCCAGUAUCGCCUAUUACCCCUCCACUCGCAGAUCCCUAGGGAUGAACAGAGGCGGGUCUUUGAACCUGUCCCUGACGGUGUCACAAAGAUUAUACUGUCAACCAACAUAGCUGAAACUAGUGUGACGAUAAAUGAUGUGGUCUAUGUUAUAGACUCGUGCAAAGCUAAAAUGAAACUGUUUACAUCCCACAACAAUAUGACAAACUACGCCACAGUGUGGGCAUCAAAGACAAAUCUUGAGCAGAGGCGGGGCAGGGCAGGUCGUGUGAGGGCUGGCUUUGCCUUUCAUCUAUGUAGUCGUGCAAGAUACGAAAAGUUGGAUCAACAUACCACUCCAGAGAUCUUCAGGACACCUCUACAUGAGUUGGCACUGUCCAUCAAGUUACUACGCUUGGGUCCUAUUGGUCCAUUCAUGGCCAAGGCUGUUGAGCCUCCUCCAAUUGAUGCUGUGAUAGAGGCUGAAGCUCUACUCAAAGAAAUGCGAGCAUUAGAUUCUAAUGAUGAACUGACACCUCUUGGUAAAAUUCUGGCCAAACUUCCAAUAGAGCCGAGACUAGGCAAGAUGAUCAUCUAUGGCUGUCUCUUCUACUGCGGAGAUGCUGUAUGUACUAUUGCGGCCAGUACAACAUUUCCUGAGCCCUUUAUCACCCCAACAGACAGGCGCAGACUUGGUUGGGUCCACAAAUCUUUGGCUGGCAAUAGGUGUAGUGACCAUGUGGCUCUCCUCAAUGCUUUAAGUUUGUGGGAAGAGGCAAGGAUGGGUGGAGAACAGAAUGAGAUCUAUUUCUGUGAACAGAAGUCUCUAUCUAUGCCUACCCUAAGAAUGACCUCAGAAGCAAAGUGCCAGCUGCGGGAUAUUCUAAUCAACUCAGGAUUCCCGGAGGAAUGUCUGUUGCCACAGGUGUACAACUACAAUGGACCAGAUAGCAACCUUGAUAUGGUGAUUACCCUGCUUUGUAUGGGUCUGUAUCCGAAUGUCUGUUACCAUAAGGACAAAAGGAAGGUACUUACAACAGAGAGCAGGGCUGCUUUAGUCCACAAAUCUUCUGUCAACUGUAACAACUAUGAGUGCAGGUUUCCAUCCCCAUUCUUCAUCUUUGGAGAGAAGAUCCGAACCCGUGCAGUGUCAUGUAAACAGAUGACAAUGGUGUCACCUCUACAGCUACUGCUGUUUGCUUCUCGCUCAGUUAUCUACCAGGAGAAUUUCAUUUCACUGGACAACUGGAUCAACCUCAAGAUGGACUAUAAUGCUGCAGCAAAGAUAGUUGCCUUGCGUCCAGCCCUGGAGGCCAUGAUAGUGAGGACCACAUCAAAUCCAGAGGGAGUGGGAAAUCCUAGUCCACAGGAAGAGUCGCUUCUGUCUGUUAUAAGGGCACUGUCAAAGCCACGUGCAGGAAAACAUGGACUUCAAGAUGAUAUGGGUCAGCCUGGUGGAGCUACAACCAAGUUUCAGCGAAUGGGUGGUGGUUUUGGUGGACGUGGAGGUGGGUUUGGUGGGCGUGGUGGAGGAUUCGGAGGUGGUGGAUUCCGAGGAGGAUUUCGGGGAGGAUUCCGUGGACGAGGAGGUGGAGGAUACGGUGGGGGUGGAGGAUAUGGAGGGGGCAGAGGAGGUGGAGGAUAUGGAGGGGGCAGAGGGGGUGGAGGAUAUGGAGGGGGCAGCUAUAGAGGAUUUGGUGGUGGUGGAUUCCGCAGUGGUCCUAGAGGAGGGGGAGGAUUCAGUGGUGGUCCACGUGGAGGAUUCUGACAGAAAUAUUUGUCUUCAAUGCCAUUUAGUGAAAAAAAGUUUUGAAGACUGUUAUGUAGUAAAAUUAAGCCUCGUUUUAUUGAUCAGUACAAAAGAUGUAUUGUGUCAUACAAGUUUUGAAAUAUAGUGUGUUAAUGAAUGAGGCCAGAAGAGAAUUCUUUUUUUUUUUUACCUUGCAUGUUACUAAAAUUGCAAUAUUUUCAUAUAUGUUAUUGCUGGACCAAUGCAUAGAUGCCAGAGAUUUUCCCCACCUCUUGAACGUAGACAUAUGCAUUUACAAGAAAAUGCAUAGCUCAAACACAAUUGAUCUUGUUGCCAUUUUUGUGUUGAUGACUUUGUCAUUUGUGGUCUUGUCCCUUUAUUUGUAUUUCUUGUUAAUGGUGUGAUAAAAUUAAAAAUAAAACUUAAGAGAAAAGUCA
Molecule: messenger RNA, 4235 nt
Organism: Ylistrum balloti
Lineage: Eukaryota; Metazoa; Mollusca; Bivalvia; Pectinida; Pectinidae
Product: ATP-dependent RNA helicase A-like
Exons: 31
Coding region: 31-3816 (1261 amino acids)
Biological process (GO): positive regulation of transcription by RNA polymerase II; regulation of mRNA processing
Cellular component (GO): ribonucleoprotein complex; intracellular anatomical structure; nucleolus
Molecular function (GO): 3'-5' DNA helicase activity; ATP binding; double-stranded RNA binding
Source: RefSeq, a predicted model, not a curated record